AUGGACCCCCUUGAGAAGCCGAUGAAGACUGUGGAAAUAGGAACAGGUGCAUGUGAGAUGUCCUGUGAGCUGCUGGGUGGUUUCAAGAUGAAACAUAGCUCCCCACACCCCACCCCACCCGCCGCCACACUGCUGUCCAAGGUGGAGAGGUGUGAAUUUCUAUGGGUCCGCAAGACUUCAGUUUUACUCUUAGUACUUGGCAUUGUGUUUUUGUGGAUAAGUGUGUGGUUCACCUCCAAACAGGGACCCCCUCAUUUUGCUCUGGCUGACCAGCCACUGAAGCUUCUGCCCGAGGAACGUCUCAGGAAACUCUUUACUUACGAUGAUCUCUGGCUGUUCCCGAAGAACCAGUGCAAAUGUGAAGCCCCCCAAAUGCAGGGAAGCUAUAACUUUCAGGAUGCCUAUGGCCAGAGUGAACUCCCUGCGGUGAAAGCGAGGAGGCGCGCUGAAUUCGAACACUUUCAGAGGAGAGAAGGGCUGCCCCGCUCACCGCCGCUGCUGGCUCAGCCCAACCUCCCCUUUGGGUACCCGGUCCAUGGGGUAGAGGUGAUGCCCCUGCACACAGUUCCCAUCCCAGGUCUCCAGUUUGAAGGACAAGACGCCCCCUCCUAUAAGGUCACCCUGACAGCUUCUCUGGGGACACUGAACACCCUUGCUGACAUCCCGGACAGCGUGGUGCAGGGCAGAGGCCAGAAGCAACUGACCAUCUCGACCAGUAACCGGAAGCUUUUGAAUUUCGCCCUCCAGCACGUGACAUACAGCAGCACGGUGUACCAGCUGCACAGGGUGGAUGUGGUGAGUCUGGAGUCCAAGUCCUCAGUGGCAAGAUUUCCAGUGAUCAUCCGCCAUCCUGUCAUCCCCAAGUUAUAUGACCCUGGACCAGAGAGGAAGCUCAGAGACCUGGUGACCAUCGCCACCAAAACUUUCCUCCGUCCCCAUAAGCUCAUGGCCAUGCUCCAGAGUAUUCGGAAGUUCUACCCAGACUUGACUGUGAUCGUGGCUGAUGACAGCAAAGAGCCCUUGCAGAUUAAGGACAACCAUGUGGAGUAUUACAUCAUGCCCUUUGGGAAGGGCUGGUUUGCCGGUAGGAACCUGGCCAUCUCUCAGGUCACCACCAAAUACGUCCUCUGGGUGGACGAUGAUUUCCUCUUCAACAACAAGACCAAGAUCGAGGUGCUGGUGGAUGUCCUAGAGAAAACGGAAGUGGACGUGGUAGGUGGCAGUGUGCUUGGAAAUGUGUUCCAGUUUAAGCUGUUGCUGGAGAAGAGUCCGAAUGGGGACUGCCUUCACCGGAGGCCAGGCUCUUUCAGACCCCUGGAUGGCUUCCCCGGCUGUGUGGUGACCAGUGGCGUGGCCAACUUCUUCCUGGCCCACACGGAGCAGCUCCAGAGAGUUGGCUUCGAUCCCCGCCUGCGGCGAGUGGCUCACUCAGAGUUCUUUAUUGAUGGGCUCGGGAGCCUGCUCGUGGGGUCAUGCCCAGAAGUGAUUAUAGGUCACCAGGCCCAUUCUCCAGAGACGGACCUAGAGCUGGCCAAGCUGGAGAAGGCCUACAACACAUUCCGGACCAACACCAACGACCAGAUCCAGUUCAAGCUUGCUCUCCACUACUUCAAGAACCAUCUCCAAUGUUGCGAAGAGCCACCGCCGCACCAAGUCGGGGGUGGGGCCCCCGCGGAGAAGGACGCGGAAGCGCCGCGCGCUCGGAAUCGCGGCCCCGCGCGCGCGCGCGCCGGCGCUUUGAACCGCCGUCCCGCCAAAUAUGAGUCCGCCUUCCCCCCCGCUGGGCCACCGCGGCCCUGGCACACUGCUUCCCGGGGCGCGCGUCAGGACCCCGGAGGAGAGCAGGAAGAGCGGCGGCAACGGAUGACACCGCGGGACUCGCAACGUCGGGGGCCGCGGAAGCCCCUGUUGCUCCGCUUCCGCCCGCCCGAGCGGCCUCGGGCCCAGAGCCCAGGGCCCAGGGCCCAGUGCCGGGAGACCCCGGCGUCCGCCGCCGCCCUCGGCCGGCGGCGCCGCGCGCCACGUGGCUUGAGAAGCCUCCCGGCCGACUAA
Molecule: messenger RNA, 2052 nt
Organism: Hyaena hyaena (striped hyena)
Lineage: Eukaryota; Metazoa; Chordata; Mammalia; Carnivora; Hyaenidae
Gene: B4GALNT2
Product: beta-1,4-N-acetyl-galactosaminyltransferase 2
Exons: 14
Coding region: 1-2052 (683 amino acids)
Biological process (GO): UDP-N-acetylgalactosamine metabolic process; UDP-N-acetylglucosamine metabolic process
Source: RefSeq, a predicted model, not a curated record